UAAAUGUAUUCCAGAAAUUUGAGUAAUGUGAGACUAACCCGUAAAUUUUGGGGGAUCAUUUAAUAAUACUAUAUAAAACUUUAACCCUACUUAAUCUCAUGCUUCUUGGAAAUGACUUUUUUUAAUUUUUAUUUAUUUAUGAUAGUCACAGAGAGAGAGAGAGAGAGGCAGAGACACAGGCAGAGGGAGAAGCGGGCUCCAUGCACCGGGAGCCCGAUGUGGGAUUCGAUCCCGGGUCUCCAGGAUCGCGCCCUGGGCCAAAGGCAGGCGCCAAAACGCUGCGCCACCCAGGGAUCCCUUGGCAAUGACUUUUAAAAUCUGAAUUCAGAAACAAACUAAAAAAUUCAAAACAUACUAUAAAAGGCAAGUAGUAUUUUUUUUCUCUCAAUAACCUAGCGCAUAUUAUUACAUUUCUAAUUGGAUGCAGUAACUGCUUAGGACUCUAAGCGCCGCUGUUCACCUACUUAGAGAUCAAUGUAACAAAAUGCCAUCCGGUUACUAAGCGCUCCUGUUUCGCAAAGACCCACAGAUCCCACAAACCAAUUGCAGGGCUGCGGAAACUCUCUCCCUACAUCUGAGACACUCUAGUUUUCUAUAAGAUGAUCUUCAUAGCAUCAGCAAAAAGGUAAACACGACAUAUAUGCCCAAUGAGGAUUCUGAGUGGAUUCAGUAAUAAAAGAAUAAUGGCUGCUCCAAAAAAUUACCAGAGACGCAGCAAGCUGGUCCUGCUGUGCGCGCUCCUGGGCACGCUGGGGGAAAUGGGGAGAGGACAGAUCCACUAUUCAGUGCCAGAAGAGAGCGACAAAGGAUCCUUUGUGGGUAACAUCUCCAAGGACCUGAAUCUGGAGUCACACGAGCUGGUGAAGCACGGAGUCCGCAUCGUCUCCAGAGGUAGGACACAGCUUUUUGCUCUGCACCAGAAAACUGGCAGCUUGCUCACAGCGGAGAGGAUAGACCGGGAGGAGCUCUGCGCUCAGAAUGCGCGGUGUUUAGUACAUAUCAACAUCUUGGCUGAAGGCAAAGGAAAACUUUUCAGGAUAGAAAUAGAAAUCACUGAUAUCAAUGAUAAUAACCCAAAAUUCCAGGUCGAAAAUGUGGAAAUGAAAAUUAAUGAAAUCGCUGCACCUGGAACACGUUAUCCCCUCCCCGAGGCUGUUGACCCGGAUGUAGGCAUGAAUUCCUUACAGAGCUACCAGCUCAGCCCCAAUCGGCACUUCUCCCUGGACGUGCAAACUGGAGAGGAUGGAACUCUACACCCAGAGCUGGUGCUGGAGCAGGCCCUGGACCGCGAGGAAGAGGCUGUUCACCACCUGGUCCUCAGUGCCUCUGACGGCGGUGACCCACGUCGCUCCAGCACCAUGCAUAUCCACGUGAAGGUGUUGGAUACAAACGACAAUGCCCCGGUUUUUACUCUACCGGUUUACCGAGUGAAAGUCCCAGAGAACGUGCCCCUGGGCACCCGGCUGCUUACUGUGAGCGCCAGCGACCCAGAUGAGGGAGCCAACGGAGAAGUGGUCUACAGAUUCUGGAAAAUUAGUGAAAAACAAUCUCCGUUAUUCCAGCUUAAUGAAAAUACUGGGGAAAUAUCAACAGCAGGGGAUCUAGACUAUGAAGAAUGUGCAUUUUAUGAAAUGGAAAUACAAGCUGAAGAUGUAGGGGCACUUUUGGGGAGGACCAGAGUACUCAUUUCAGUGGAAGAUGUAAAUGACAAUAGACCAGAAGUGAUCAUUACAUCUCUGUUUAGUCCAGUCUUGGAAAAUACUCUUCCUGGGACAGUAAUUGCCUUCUUGAAUGUGCAUGACCGAGACUCUGGGAAGAAUGGUCAAGUUGUCUGUUACAUACCUCAUAAUUUACCUUUUCAAUUAGAAAAAUCAGUAGAUAAUUACUAUAGACUGGUGACAUGGAAAUAUAUGGACCGAGAAAAGAUUUCUAUGUACAAUAUCACAGUGAUGGCUUCAGAUCUAGGAACUCCUUCUCUAUCUACAGAAACUUACAUCAUUGUCUAUGUGGCAGAUAUCAAUGACAAUCCACCCACCUUCCUUCAAGUCUCCUAUUCAGCCUAUAUCCCAGAGAACAACCCCAGAGGUGCCUCCAUCUUCACUGUGAUGGCUAACGACCCCGACAGUGGCAAAAACGCCCAGGUCACAUACUCUGUGACCGAGGACAUCAUCAUGGGGGGGCCUCUAUCCUCCUAUGUCUCCAUCGACUCAGACACAGGCAUCCUAUAUGCAUUGUGCUCCUUUGACUAUGAGCACAUACGAGACUUGCAGUUACUGGUGACUGCCAGCGAUAGUGGGGACCCUCCACUUAGCAGCAACGUGUCACUGACCGUGUUUGUGAUGGACCAGAAUGACAACACACCAGAGAUCCUGUACCCUGCCCUCCCCACCGAAGGUUCCACAGGCGUGGAGCUGGCGCCCCGCUCCGCAGAACCCAGCUACCUGGUCACCAAGGUGGUGGCAGUGGAUAGAGACUCAGGCCAGAACGCCUGGCUGUCCUACCACCUGCUCAAGGUCAGUGAGCCUGGGCUCUUCCAGGUGGGGCUGCACACGGGAGAGGUGCGCACAGCGCGGGCCCUGCUGGACAGAGACGCGCUCAAGCAGAGCCUGGUGGUGGCGGUGCAGGACCACGGCCAGCCCCCUCUCUCGGCCACCGUCACGCUCACCGUGGCCAUUGCUGACAGCAUCCCAGAUGUCCUGGCUGACUUGGGCAGCCUGGAAGCCCCACGUGACUCCCAAGCUUCAGACCUCACGCUGUACCUGGUGGUGGCCGUGGCCGCAGUCUCCUGCGUCUUCCUCGCCUUUGUCAUCGUGCUGCUGGCGCUCAGGCUGAGGCGCUGGCACGCGUCUCGUCUGCUCCAGGCUGCAGGAGGAGGGCUGCUGGGCGUGCCGGCCUCGGCCUCGCAGUUUGUGGGCGUGGACGGGGUGCGGGCGUUCCUGCAGACCUAUUCUCACGAGGUGUCCCUGACCCCGGGCUCGCGGCAGAGUCACGUGAUCUUCCCGCAGCCCAACUAUGUGGACACUCUAAUCAGUCUGGAGAGCUGUGAGAAAAAUGAUUCUUUGUUAACAUGCGUGGAUCUUCAUGAAUGUAAGGAUGAAACUACUUCUGUUCAGCAAGCCCCGCCCAACACGGACUGGCGAUUCUCUCAGGCCCAGAGACCCGGCACCAGCGGCUCCCAAAAUGGUGAUGAAACCGGCACCUGGCCCAACAACCAAUUUGACACAGAGAUGCUGCAAGCUAUGAUCUUGGCCUCUGCCAGUGAAGCUGCUGAUGGGAGUUCCACCUUGGGAGGGGGCGCUGGCACCAUGGGCCUAAGUGCCCGCUACGGGCCCCAGUUUACCCUGCAGCACGUGCCCGACUACCGCCAGAACGUCUACAUCCCCGGAAGCAAUGCCACACUGACCAACGCAGCUGGCAAGCGAGAUGGCAAGGCCCCCGCAGGUGGCAACGGCAGCAAGAAGAAGUCAGGCAAAAAGGAGAAGAAGUAACGCAGAGGCCAGGCCCAGAGAGCCACAGGGUGGCUUCCCCCCACCACCACCAGCCCCAGCCAGCCCAGUCUCUCCUUACCUGUACCCAAGCCUACUAUACUGGUAGGGGUCCAGGCCAUGCUCCCCUUGGGAAAAGAAACAAGUGCCCAGUCAACACCCCCCUCUCUGCCCCCAAGGGAUCGAAUAUGCAAAGGGAGUUCUGCUGGGAACCCCCAUCCAAUCAAUUGCUGUGCCCAUGGGGGUAGUGGGGUUUGUGUAGACACCAUUUAUCACUCCUUAAGUUACAGCUGGACUUUCCCAUCUUCCAAAUUCAAUCAGACCCAUCUGCCAUCCCCUGCCUCCCUCCUUCUCCCCACCCCCUCAGCAGCCCUCUUUCAUAAGUAGGGUGGUCGGGGUGUUGAGGUACCUGGUGACCUAAAAAGUCUCACAGUUCUGAAGAGUUAGAAGGCCAUCAUAACCUUUAGGCCUCUCCAAUUCUCAAACUUCCUCCAAGCAUGGUUUGGUCCAGUCCUUUCAUCUCCUUCCCGAGACCAGGCUCAAGUUUUGGGAGAUGCAGUCACCAUUCCCAUGGUACUGAUGCUUACUGGAUUUAGGUGUGUGUGUGGGGGGGCAUGUAGCUACCAUGCCUCUUCCAAACACCCUCGGGACCAGUGUUUUGUUCUGUUUUUCAUUGUUUGAUGUUCCACUGCAUGCUGUGACUUUCCCCUCCCCAAACAAGAGACUCCAUUGCAUGUUCCAAGACAGUAUGGGGUGGUGAGAUGAAAGGAAGUGUGUGAAUGUGGGGGAUGGACAAAGCUUGACUGACCGGUUAUCAGGGCCUUGUAGAAGGCUUUGUAUGUCGCCAGGGUACUGGCCAGAUCCCCAAUUCCAGCCAUAAACCAAGUACCAGGCUGGGCCCUCAUGUACCAUGUAAAGGCAGUAAACUUUGGGCUAAGCUGUUAGCAUCAGUAGGUUUAAACUGGCAUUACAGUCAGAGGAAGGUGUGAGGACAUUUAGGACCAGGCCCCUGGAGAGGUCAGAGGGCCCUCUGUGGGUGCUGGGUACUCCAGAGGUGCCAGUGAUCUAAGAAUCAUUGUGGCCCCAGCAGUGAGGGAGGGUCAGGCUGGGCCGUUCUUGGUCCCUGGGUUUUGGGGAGACAUGGAGCUAGACCUGGGACCAAAUGGAUGGGAUGUCUCAGCCUGGGAUCAGGGCUUCUCUGUGGGGCCCUGCGCUCCCCAAGCCUCUGUUCCUUCAUUUUGCCAGGUGCCAUUUCUUCCCCAGAAGGCCACUGUCCGGCCCCCUCACCAGUCUGCCCCCCCCCCAGUGGCCAGAGCCUGGUUGAAGUCCCCCAGUGCCUCCUUGUGCAUAGACCUUUCUCUGCCCACCCCUGUCUACCCCGCCCCAGCCUCGUACACCCAGCGGGGCUGUGCAAGAACCCCACCCCAGCCCCGACAGUAGUAUAGAGCCCCCCCUUUCGGCUGGUGUAGUGUAGCCAAUAGUGUAGUGCGGUGUGCUUUCCCGUGGUGGCGGGUGGGUGGAGGGCUCCGUGCCGACCGCCCUUGAAUCCGCCAGCGGCGGCCGUGCUGUGUUUUGUGCUGUGUCCACGCGCUGCGGCGCUCCCCUCCCCUGUACUGACGCCUAGAAGUGCUUCUCUUUGCAUAGUCACGUAGCUGCCCCACCCACUCCCCUUCCUCUGUCUCACGCAAGUUUUAUACUCUAAUAUUUAUAUGGCUUUUUUUCUUUGAAAAAAAUUAAAACGUUUCUUCUGAAAGCUUGAA
This is a messenger RNA of Nyctereutes procyonoides (raccoon dog), 5245 nucleotides long. Its product is annotated as protocadherin gamma-C5. The record is from RefSeq and is a predicted model, not a curated record. The transcript is spliced from 4 exons. Gene Ontology annotation, biological process: homophilic cell-cell adhesion. Gene Ontology annotation, cellular component: plasma membrane. Lineage: Eukaryota; Metazoa; Chordata; Mammalia; Carnivora; Canidae. Gene Ontology annotation, molecular function: calcium ion binding. The coding region runs from base 648 to 3488 and encodes 946 amino acids.